GUUUUAAAUCAUAUUAAAAUGUAUUUAUUAUCUAAUUGGUGUAUUAUUGGAAAUGUCAGUGGUGAUUGUCCUUUGUUUUUACAGAGGGGGACUGGGACUACCAUUGUCUUGCAGUUUUUGAAAGUGUUUCAAAGCAAAAAUUCAGGUGUCAGAGAGAGCGAUGGAAGGUCCUAAGGCCGAAGAAGAGGUGUUAGAUAUUCUUCGACUGAACGUGGGAGGCUAUAUUUACACAGCCAGGCGUGAGUCCUUGUGCCGCUUUAAGGAUUCGAUGUUGGCAUCCAUGUUCAGCGGUCGUUUUCCUGUAAAAACAGAUGAAUCCGGGGCUUGUGUUAUUGACCGUGAUGGACAUCUGUUUAAAUACCUGUUGGAUUAUCUUCAUGGAGAGGUUCACAUUCCCACAGACGAGCAAACUCGUGUGGCUCUGCAGGAGGAGGCAGAUUACUUUGGCAUCCCUUAUCCGUACAGCCUGUCUGACCACUUGGCCAAUGAGAUGGAGACAUAUUCUUUAAGGUCAAAUAUAGAACUUAAAAAGGCUUUAACAGACUUCUGUGAUUCGUAUGGUUUAGUUUGCAGUAAACCAACAGUUUGGGUUCUGCACUAUCUCAGCACGUCUGGUGCGAGCUGUGAGAGUAGAAUUAUUGGGGUGUUUUCCACCAAAACCGAUGGAACAGAUGCCAUUGAUAAGCAGCUGGGAGGAAGAAUUCACAGCAAAAGCAUUUUUAAAAGAGAGGCUGGGAAUAACGUUCAGUACAUUUGGAGCUAUUAUUCAGUAGCAGAAUUGAAGAAAAUGAUGGAUGCCUUUGAUGCCUGGGAAGGAAAAGGUGUUAGCUACUGGCGGGUGCCUCACGAGCUGAUAGAAUGCUGGACUCUGGAAGAACGGCCUUUGCUUGGAAGCCUGCGCCACAUGGCCCCAGUUCGAAAGAGACGACUGACAGUGUUCAAUGAAGAGGAAGAAGAAGGCGUGAACUGUAAGACUGGUCCUAAGCCAGUCCGAUUCUUGGGUCCUUCCACCAGCACCCAAAUUAAAGUCAAGAACUCGGCUUCGGUCAGGGUGUCUCCGGCCGCUGCUGCCCAGCCCUGGUCCCGGGCGCCGUUGAACCCGGCUAGGCCCGAGUGUCAGCAGCAGCAGCUUCCAGUCCCUGCUGGAUCUCCAGAAAAUUCAACCACACUCCCGCAGGAGGCUUCCUGGUGCCCCCACAAGAUCCCCAGGGAGUUCAGCAGGCACCCCUGCCGGUGGUUGCCUGGCAAGCCGGCCAGCUCCUCCAGGAAAUCUCCCUGGUUCUCCAGUGCCCUGUGGGGGCUUCUUGCUUGCCGGCACCGCAGUGAGCUUCUUGGCCUCUAG
Molecule: messenger RNA, 1342 nt
Organism: Vicugna pacos (alpaca)
Lineage: Eukaryota; Metazoa; Chordata; Mammalia; Artiodactyla; Camelidae
Source: RefSeq, a predicted model, not a curated record